Messenger RNA from Bemisia tabaci, 1984 nucleotides. RefSeq lists its product as uncharacterized. The record is from RefSeq and is a predicted model, not a curated record. NCBI's taxonomy places the organism in Eukaryota, Metazoa, Arthropoda, Insecta, Hemiptera, Aleyrodidae.
CAGUUUGAUCAACUAUUCAGCCAGGUUAGCUCACUCAAAAUGCAGAGGCGAGAAAGAUACGUGCUCACAAUUUUCUUCGUGACGAGCACAUUUGUUUGGACAACAGAAGCGGGUUCGGAGCAGAGUCAAAAUUACGAUGAUCAACCAAUCGAACUACCACCUAGACCGCGCCGCAGAAAACACAAGGAAACUGAGGAUCUCCCGCCGAUUCCGUCCGAAGUUGGAGGCACCGAUGAACCUGCGUUGAAUUUCGAUGCAGGUUUAUGGACGGACGACUCGGACGGGGAUUGGGAGCCCGACCUGGACCCCAAAUCGAAGGCUGUGGAGAAAUGCGAGAAGCGGGGAGAGAUAUAUUUUCCGGAGACCGGACUGAGGGUGCUCUUGUUUCGGCCGGCAUCGAAGCUCGGCUACGUCACAUGCAGGUACUCUAAAGCAGCCCUCAAAUUAAUGAAGAUGCAGGGGCUCAAAGGCAAAGACUUGCUGAUCUGGCAGUACGUGAAUUAUUUCAACCCCCAGGCGGGCAAUAAGUAUCUGGAGAAGCGCGGACUCAGCAUACGGGUGGAGCUUCCGGAUGAGAAAUCGAACGAUCUCUCCAAGAAGACUGCCGGGAGGACUGGGACCUUUAAACGGGACAAUUGGGAACCGAGGAAGUCCAGUAAAUCUCUCCGAUAUACUCAACGCACCUCUUCGAAUGCCUCGCACAUCAGUGGAAUCUCUCAAGUGUCGAGAGUAUCGCAGGCGACAAAAAUCCUGCGUAAAAAAUUCCCUUCAUUUUUCAAAACCAAAAAGUUCGGAUCAUUUUCGAGCCCCGAUUGAUCCGAGGUCGAUGGAUUUCGAGUGAGAUCAGAGACGGUAAAUCGUCGGUUUCCAGACGAAGGGACGUAACUCCAUUCCAACGUUGCAAAAUAGCCUCAAAUAAUCAUUUUUUUCGCAGUGAUACGACGCGCACUGGGCCGAGUCGGUAGGAGAAGUCGGACAAAAUCUGGAAAUUUUGAAAGCUUUGUUUUCUUAAAAAUAUUCGACAAAAAAAAGUCUGAAAGUGGUUUGAUUGGUUUUUUCGUGAAAUUUCCUGUCAGGAACACCCAUUGGAGUAGAAUUUGCGACGAAAUAAACGUAAAAUUUUGAAAUUUUAGCCAAAUAUUUCAUGUCCGUCUUCUUUUACGAGUUCGUUCGGCUGUGCGACGGUGCGAUAAACGCUCAGAAUGAACUACCGUGUAGGGCGCACUGAAAAAAAAGUUCGGUCGCAUGAACUGAAAGUUCGGUGUUUCGUAUAAUUUCAACUAUUCGGCUUGCCAAACUUAACUUCUUUCAAGUAAAAUUCGAUCGUCGAUUCCGAAUUUUUGAACUGAUUUUUGAAUUUUUUCGAUUUAUUUUGAGUGAAAUUGUGAUGAGAUAAAACGUCUUACAGGGGUCUAAUUUUUACCUUGUCUUGUGGUUUUGGCAGAUAUUUGCAUGUAAUCAGAGGAUUAUAGUAAACUAUUUGGUUAGAAACGCAAAACAGUCUUCUAAUAGGAAAAAUUUGAGGCGUUUAAAUGUAGUUACGUUCUUUCGUCUGGAAAACAAUGAUAUGUGACGCAGAAGACCGAAAACCUCGAGUUGGAAUAGUGCUACGGUAUCUUUGAAAAUUUAUUGAUUCUUAUAGAAAUUAAGAUUAUGUCUUGUUAAGGAUGAGCACAGUGUCGAUGAAAAAUAGGCUUUCACACAAUCGAUUUUAACCAUUGCCUGAUUACAUGGCGUCUUGCAGACCGGUCAAAUUUUCAUCCUCAAUGUUCAUACGUUUAGAUUUCAAUUAGAUUACCUAUGCUAAAAGGAGCCAGAGAUGAGGAAGAAGGAAUGUGAAACAUACUGUGCUCUUCCUUUGCAGGGCAGCAUUCUUCAAGAUGUUCAAAACUCCUAAAAUCUUCAACAUAUGAAAAAAUGUAACCCCUCUCCCCGACAAGGAAAUACAUCCCGUCAUGUUCAGAACACACUAAACUUACAAUGA